GGCUUACCGGCUCUCUGAUGAUAAUGUCUGAUACAUGUGUCAUACAGAAGAGACGAGUGAUUAACUUUCUUCUAUCUGGUCCGCCGACAGCCCGAGGAGAUCACGUUGCAUGUCUUAAGUGCGAUAAGCUAGCUUGUGAUCACAGCUGGGCCGUGAUUACGAGCAUAGUGCUUACUAGUACCUGCUAUGUCCUACGCAAGUCGGAUAUUUUGUGAGAACGACGAAGAGGAAGCCUGUAAGCGCUCGUUGGCAGGGUCAGUAUAAGUACUAGAACCCCUCCGUUUCAAAUCGUACAUCUACUACUAUGGCCGCACCAUUGAGCAAGUUUGAUCUUUGGAAAAAAACCGUACCGGUUCCUCGCACGUUUUCUGACCCACUCGAACAUCGGGCGUUCCUAAAAUUCCGCUUGGCUCAAGCAUAUCGCAUCUUUGGAAAGUACGGUUUUGAUGAAGGGGUCGCUGGACAUAUACUGUCCAGGACCCGAUCAGAAAAGACUGUUACUGGUUCAAACCCCUGGGGUGUUCAUUUCAAGUUCAUGCAGCCUGAGGACCUCAUUCUCGUGGACCAAGCAGGGAAUAUACAGGAAAAUGAAUCUGGACCUUCCCGGUGGCUCAACGGGGUGGCGUUCCUGAUCCAUUCAGCGAUUCAUCAAGCUCGCCCGGAUGUUGUCUGCAUUGCGCAUUCGCAUACUACGUAUGCUAAGGCAUUCGGCACUCUUGGGAUACCUCUUGAUCCCCUUACUCAGGACAGCUGUGCGUUUUAUAAGGAUCAUGCUUUGUAUGACGAAUUCAAUGGCAUUGUCGAUGAUAUCGAGGAAGGUGUGGCCAUAGCGAAUGCUCUUGGUUCGAAAAAGGCUGUCAUCCUCCAGAACCACGGGAUCCUUGUUUCCACCGAGUCGAUUGAAUCUACCGUUUAUUUUUUCAUCUCUUUGGAAAAGUGCUGCCAGGCUCAAAUGACAGCGGACCAGGCCGCCGCUGCUCGUGGAAUAAAAACACGUCUUAUUGACCCAGCAAGUGCGGCCCAGACAUACGAAUACCUUGGAUCUGAGUUGUGGGGCAACUUUGCCGGAAUGCCCGAGUUCGAUCUUUUGGAGCAGGAAGAAGGAAAGAGAUUCGAGUAUGUACCUGCACCCAAGGAAACCGCGUAG
This is a messenger RNA of Suillus fuscotomentosus, 1147 nucleotides long. Its product is annotated as class II aldolase/adducin domain-containing protein. Gene Ontology annotation, molecular function: actin filament binding. Gene Ontology annotation, cellular component: cytoskeleton. The transcript has 7 exons. Bases 305 to 1147 code for a protein of 280 amino acids. NCBI's taxonomy places the organism in Eukaryota, Fungi, Basidiomycota, Agaricomycetes, Boletales, Suillaceae. The record is from RefSeq and is a predicted model, not a curated record.